GUUAUAAAGGGCAGGGCCGGCUCGGCGGGGCUGCAGUACCUCGUUAAAGGCGCCAGGUGGCGGUAGCGUACCAGGGAGGGAGGGGGCGGAGCAGCGUCGGCGUCUCUUCCCCCUCAAACUCAAAUUCCCGCCAUCCGGGGAGGGAAGGAAGAGACAUGGUAAGCUAGCGCCGCCGCCGCCGCCUCUUGGGCUCUCCGCGCUCUUGCCGGGCUCCUCCCGCGCUGCCAACCGGUGCCCUGUGCGGCGGGGAUGCUGUGGCUGAGGGCGGGUUCAGGUUGCAGUGGAGCGGGGGGAAUGCGCUGCUCGCGGGGUCGGCGCAGGCGGCUAUUCGGCAGGCGCAGCGAGGAGGGGGCGACCCUUUAAAGUAGCUCUCCUGCUCCCUUGCUUUAUAUGAGAGCCCAGCUGCCUCAGAAAAAGUCCACAUUAAUGGACUUAUUUCCCAUAUAUUUGUGGGACAUCUUUCCCAUAUAUAGUGUGUGUGUGUGUGUGUGUACACACACACACACAUUAUAUAUAUAUAUAUACUCUGUAUAUAUAAGGGAUGCAGGUGGCGCUGUGGGUUAAACCACAGAGCCUAGGAUUUGCCGAUCGUGAGCUCCCGUUGCUCUGUCCCUGAAUAGUCAUGCUUCUGAAUACCGGGAGGCAGAGCACAGCCAUUGUGGCUAGUAGUCAUUGAUAGCCCUCUCCUCCUCCACGAAUUUGUCCAAUCUUUUUUUAAACCAAUCUAGGUUGGUGUGCAGGGAUGUGGGUGGCGCUGUAGUUUAAACCGCAGAACCUAGGACUUGCCGAUCAGAAGGUCGGCAGUUCGAAUCCUCACGAUGGGGUGAGCUCCUGUUGCUCCGUUCCAGCUCCUGCCCACCUAGCAGUUUGAAAGCACGUCAAAGUGCAAGGAGAUAAAUAGGUACCACUCUGGCAGGAAGGUAAACAGCAUUUCCGUGCGCUGCUCUGGUUUGCCAGAAGCGGCUUAGUCAUGCUGGCCACAUGACCCGGAAGCUGUACGCCAGCUCCCUCGGCCAGUAAAGCGAGAUGAGUGCCGCAACCCCAGAGUCGGUCAUGACUGGACCUAAUGGUCAGGGGUCCCUUUACUCUCUCCCCCUCUCUCUAUAUAUGUCCCACCCUUCUUCCAAGAUAGCCCCCCGAACUAUCUUCCAUGUUGUCCUCUCAACAACCCUUCGAGGUAGGCUAGGGCCGAAAGUGACAGUGAAUUGUGUCAUUGUGCCUGCGGUCAGAAUGGCGGGGGGGGUGACGUCUCUCUGAAGACAGCCAUUGAUUUUGAUGGGAGAUAAGCAAACAUUAGCUAGAUAAACAGGUGAGAUAGGUGUCCUUUUUGUAGUUGUAUUCAGCAGUGUGCCAUUGAGGCAUUCAUAGUGGUUUAUACCAGACAAGGUAUAAGGGGUCAGGGGACCACCAGCAGUCAGUGAGUUUCAUUCGGAGGGACCCCGGAAGGUCUGUGGAUUUAUGGCUGGAAGACUACUCAUCCAAUGCGUGAAAUGUUCGUAUGGAUUUCUAAUGAUAUUUUCACGUUAAGCUUUUGAGAUGGGAGUGGGCUAAAUAUUUAAAUUUCCCCCCAAAACCUGCUUGCAUACUAGCGAAAGGCAGCAAGCUCCUGGUCUUUGUGCGUGGACUAUAGCAUAAGUUUGAAUGACCAGUUGGUCAUUUCUCCAUAGCCUUUGAUUAUAGUGCACAUACUCAACAAGUAAGUUUCAAUGAAAAGGAAGACACGCAGGAAGAUGUGGGAAGCUGACUUACAAUACCAGCAUCCUAUAUGAUAAACUUUAAUUCUUAUUCUUUGUCUGGUUUGCAAAUAGUAGGCUUUCAUGUGCACAACUAGUAGAGAUGCAGCUGCUUAUCCACACUGCAGUGCCACAAACCUGCAGGAAAUACCUUGCAGACUAGCGCCGCUCAGUAAAUGAAAUGAGGGGUUAAAAACCUCUGUUUGGGUUGAGCAGGUCAGUUACCACAACCUCUCUUCGGUCUUGCUGCCAGCAGCUCCGCUUAAGUUCUCAUGCUGCUGAGUUUUUAACACUUAUAACACCUGAGAGCCAGUGUGGUGUAGUGGUUAAGAGCGGUAGAUCCGUAAUCUGGGGAACCGGGUUCACGUCUCCGCUCCUCCACAUGCAGCUGCUGGGUGACCUUGGGCCAGUCACACUUCUUUGAAGUCUCUCAGCCCCACUCAACUCACAGAGUGUUUGUUGUGGGGGAGGAAGGGAAAGGAGAAUGUUAGCCGCUUUGAGACUCCUUAGGGUAGUGAUAAAGUGGGAUAUCAAAUCCAAACUCUUCUUCUUCUUCUGUUGCUUCUCACACAUUCUGAGAAUCACAAGUAAAACCACGCUGGGUUAAAGAGCAUGUAGAUGUCAGCAUUUCCAGGCAAGUAUAACAGAACUCUCUGUAGGACAGAAACUUAAUAUUGCAUCUUGUCACUGCUUUGGGUUGAAAACCCAUGUCCUGGCAUGCUUACCUAACUUGCUUCCCCAAGAGAUUGAAAGGAUUUUUUUUCCACACUGUGGCUUGAGACUUUUUUAUGCAAUAUGUCUCCCACGUACAUUUUAGUCUUUGUGUUAAUGCUCCCCAGAUAUAACACAUAUAACAGAGCAUGUGUCCCGGCCAUGUAUUUAAUAUUUUGCCUGGUAGGAAUUUUGUGCAGGUGAAUGAAUUGGCUGAUGGAAGAGGGGUAGAUCUCUCUCCAUUUCUUCUCCUCCAGUCCACUUGGUUUCUGUGGAUUAAGUAAACUUGACUAUGUCUUUUCUCCAAGCCUAUUUAAGAAAAAGCUUUUUUAAAAAAUAAAAAAAUAGCCAAGGCCAUUAUUUUGUGUUUCCACGCUGGUCACAGAGAAGGGAUUCCACCUACUCUGCAACCAGGAUGGAAACACAGACUAUACAAGCUCUUUCAGGGCUAUGGUUUGUUUUGUUUGCUGGCAAGUAUAUUGUGGUCUCAUUUACAAGGCCACUGUGACACACAUUUAUGUAUUACUGAGGAUGUUGCUGCUGGGGGAGGGGGGAGCAGCCCUCUUGCUUAAAAAAUAUGCAUUCUAUUACAGUGGUACAAUGGGUUACAAACGCUUCGGGUUACAAACACUUCAGGUUACAGACUCCGCUAACCCGGAAGUAAUACCUCGGGUUAAGAACUUUACCUCAGGAUGAGAACAGAAAUCACACACCGGCGGUGUGGCGGCCGCGGAAGGCCCUAUUAGCUAAAGUGGUGCCUCAGGUUAAGAACGGUUUCAGGUUAAGAACAGACCUCCGGAACAAAUUAAGUUCUAAACAGAGGUACCACUGUACUGGAAAUGAGCUGUGCAUAGCAACCCUGUGCAUGCUUAAUUUGGAAUAUAUCCAACUGAAGGAAGUGUGACUUCUAAGGAGACGUGUAGAUGCAAAAGUAUCAAGUAUUCAAAAUGUAUUGAUUAUUCUGGGAAGUCUCAGAUUUUCCUAUUGUAUGCCAUCUCUUGGCAUGGCAUAGAUGAGAAAGGCAAGGGAAGAGAGGCUUGGAGUAAGCAAACAAUUACUUCUGUGGUAGUUUACUUAAAAAGAAGAAGCUUAUAUUGCAGGUGGUGUUAGUCAUUGUUUCAAAUGUUGUUACUCAUCCUAAAUGUGCUGCCUGCCAAUAUUCUGAAUAUGGGUCAUCAUGCUUGAUAAUGCUUGUGGUGCAUAAUGAAUGGUGGAAUCAUAUGCUUACCUGAAAGAGUGUCCCACUGAAUUCAGAAUAGACAUGUAUAGGUUUGCAGUGUAGGGCAGGCUAGGAAUAUUUAGGAUUCAUUCAAAUGUAUUUGGAAGGAGAGGUUAUGUAGUUUGCAGCAAGAGUCCUGGGCAUACCAUUAUGGGUUCCCCUCCGACCCUUGACUUUCCCUGUAACAGCUAAUUGCUAAGCUUCUUUAAAAAAAUUAAAAGUGCCAACAACUGCUGCAAAUAAAACCCAGGAGAUCGCUCUGAAUGUGCAUUCCCACUCAUAUUCUCAGAAUUGCAUGCAAUUUUUAUUCAAGGGGGGUUGUCACAGCAGGCUUUUCUUCUGAAGGGCUGAACAUGAACAGAAACUGAUUCUGCAUAUCCUGGUAAUUAGGUCUUAGUAGUUCAUCGACUACAUAGGCCAAAAUCAAUAUAAUCUAAUAAUACCAAUUAAAGUCUUAAUGGACUUAUGUUGUCAGACCCACACCAGGUGUAACACCGUGACCUCAUAACGUAUCAUGCCACCUUUCUUUCCCAUCUUUUAAUUCAGCACCAUUUAUGACCUUUAUCCUUCCAGCAGAGAUUUAGCCAAUUCACUCAUUUGGAUUCAAGCCAAGGUGGAAGGUUCUUGCAUAGUAGGCUUAUAACUAUAACCCAAACUAAAACACUACUUACAGUCCAUAUGGGAGGCAUAGGAAGUUAAUGUGUAUUACUGAGCAGUUCGAUUGUUGUUUUUUAUUGUAUCUUUCUUUUGUAUUUAUAUUCUAUUCCCUGCUUUGGGGGCUUUUGAGCCAAAGCACUCUGUUUAUAUAAACGACAACAUAACAUGUUUUCCCCCCUAUUCAGUCAAAGAAAAGGGGGCUGAGUGUUGAAGAGAAGAGAACACGGAUGAUGGAAAUAUUUUUUGAAACAGUAAGUAAUACUUUGUUGUUGUAGGUAACAUUAUGAAUGUUUCACAGUGAGCAUGUAUUGACCCAGAAUUGAAACAUGCAGUUGCCAAAUGUGUGUAGGGCUGGCCCAGAACUGAUUGCUGCAAACUGAAUGCUUGUGCCAGAAGCCCCCAUAAUGUCAGAAAGGAUGUGUACUACAGUGGGGUGUACUCUCAGCUUGCACAGAGAGCUGGCUGUACCAAAACCAGUAUGAGAGCCUUUGACCUGCAUUCUCCUUCUGGUAUGGUGAGCACCUAUUAAAGUUGGCUACCUGUGUGGUUGACAACCAGGACUGCAUUAAUUAAAGCAGAGAUGUUUAAACCCCACACAUUCUUGGACUACAGCUCCCAGCAUCCCCAACCAUUAGCCAUGCUGACAGGCUGGUGGGAAUUGGAGUACAGCAGCAUUUUGAAGGGAUGCAGCUUUUCCAUUCUUUCUUUAAAGUAAGAUGUUCCAAGAUGUUUUCAGAAAUCAAUCUGUAUGUAGCUCUGAAUUGCAUAAACCUAAAUGACCCCUAGACGGUUAAGUCCAGUCAAAGGUGACUAUGGGGUGCGGCGCUAAUCUUACUUUUUAGGCCAAGGGAGUCGGUGUUUGUCCAAAAUGCAGAAAUGUCUUCAUGCUUGAGACUUCAUAUAUAUAUAUAUAUAUGUAUAUAUAUAUGUAUAUAUAUAUGUAUAUAUAUAUAUAUAUAUGUAUAUAUAUAUACACACACACACACACACACACACACACACACACAUAUAUAUAUAUAUAUGAAAUGUGUGUGUGUGUGUGUGUAUGGAUAAUUUACUGUUUCCAAUUUGCCCAGUAGCAAGUGUAGGCUUGUCUUGAUCACCAAUAAGUAAGGUGGUUUUAGAUCACAUUCACACCAUACAUUUAAACUACAUUAAUACCGCUUUAACAGUCAUGUCUUCUCCUAGGAGGCCUGGUAACUGUAAUUUACCCUCAAAGAACUACAUUUCCUAGAACCCUUGACAAACUACAGUUCUCAAGGUUCUUUGGGGAAAAGCUAUGACUGCUAAAAUGGUAUGAGAGUGCUUUCAAUGUACAGUACGGUAUGGAAUAUGACCUUAGAUAAUUCCUGGGAGCUUCUGUUGCUCCCAGAAAGGCGCAGGUAGGAAAUUAAUCAGAAGGAUAGCCAGUUCCCAUAUGUGAAAGCAGUAAUGUGGUGCAGUAACUUAUGUAAGCUGCAAAGCGCACUGAGUCAUAAAUGUUACUCUUAAAACCACAAGCCCUUAGAUUAAUUGAAGGAAUUUCAGAGUCAUUGUGUGAUUAUGGAUGAUGUGUAUGUUAUUUUUAUUUUAUUUGUGACAGAAAGAUGUAUUCCAACUAAAAGACAUUGAGAAAAUUGCUCCAAAAGAGAAAGGAAUCAGUGAGUACCUAGACUUAUUUCCCACCAACCUUUUACUCAUAAUAGCAAACAGUUUUACAAGGGUAUCACAUCAUAGCUGUCAACUUUUCCCUUUUCUUGCAAGGAAUCCUAUUUGGAAUAAGGAAAUUUCCCUUAAAAAAGGGAAAACGUUGACAGCUAUGUAUCACAUCCUGUUCACGCAUAAACUUUAAGAACGUGAUCUAAAUAGCAGUAUUGUAAGGAACUAUACGAGUGCUGUGCUCUUCAUGGUGUAGGUGAGGGGUAGCGAACUGGAUCUGAUCAUCAGGCAGAUCCUUACUUCUCCCUUCCACCCCUUGCCACAUGGGCCAAGUUUGGCAGGUAGAUGGGGGUGCCCACAUAUCAAUCACCUGUUUUCACAAUCACACCAGGGAACCCAUUUUUGUCUUGGUGUCAGUUAGCUGAGUGGUGUGAUUUUUACAGCACCACGUAUGGAGUUAUGCAAGCCUUGACACUUACCUGGUUGUCAGUGCUUGCAGAAAGCUAUGCACAGGUAUUUGCAGGAGUUGCCAAUCGGCUGGUCUGUGGUGCUUGCAGACUCCCUUUGGCCCAACCACUUAUUUGCAUGCCUCACACCUGAUGUGGGUGUGGCUUGGCUAGAACAGCCUGAUGGACCAAAUGGAGAGACCCAGUGGACUGAAUUAGGCCUGCAAGCUGGAUAGUUCCCCAUAGUUGCUGUAAGGGAGGGACAAGGGAGAAGCAAAACAUACUGACCUUGUUGUUGGUGUGGAAUUUCUACACACAUAUAACACUUCUUGCUCCAUAAUUAAUAUAUAAUUGAAAUGCUAAAAAUGGGCUUUGGGGAAAGGGAGUUGUUUUCUUCUUUGGCCAGACAAGUGAUUUUUUUAAAAAAUGAAAGGCGAAUGCUUAAAUUUUUUUGGUUCUGUAGCCAUUUUAGGAAUUCAAAGUAUGUUGCAUAUAAUUGUUUCUGACAUACCUGCCAAAGAGACCAUUCUAUUCCCUGUGUCCCUCUGCAAUAUGUCAGCUGUGGUUAUGUCAUCUGUGUGCCAGAUUUGCGCAGCAGGGGGACAUAGAGAGGUAAUUUCAGCAAUGCUUAAACAAGUCUUAAAUUUGUUUACUCUACAAAUUUUCUGUACUCUGAACAACAUCUAAAUCAGGAAUUGCAUGGCUAGUAGUCAGAGAUGAUGGGAAUUGUAUGCCAACAACAUUUCAAGAGCCAGAAAUUCUCCAUACCUGCUCUAGAUAUGAUGAGUUGUAUCCAAUUGACAUUAUUAGAAAUUACUAACGUAGAAUCAUUCAUUUUAGUGGGCAACCCAGAGUACAACUUGAUUCAAUACACUAAAUAACUUUUAAUUGGGGCUGAUUUUGGAGACUAGAGCUAGGAUGUCAAGAGGCCCCAGACUUUGUGUGCAUUUCCUUUUGACUAGCUUAUUUUAUAAAUCAUAAUGAGCUGUGAGAUUUAAGAUGGCAAGGGCUAGAUACCCAAAUAAAUAAAACUUGCAUCAUGCUACUAUUCAGAAUUAUCUUGGAACAGGUAGAAUAUAAAAACAAUACCCCUUCCAGUUUAAUUUAAUAAAUAAUAAUAGUAAUAGUAAUAAUAAUAAUACCAUGACCUAGCAACGAUGGCUGUUGAAUGAGUUCAAUAAGUCCCUUGGAAACUCUACGGACGUGGCCACUUGACAUCUUCCAAGAUAAUAAUGCCCACUCACAUUAUAAAGAGCUCAUAGCCUACCUACUCUCAGCAACCAGAAGCAUCAUAGCCAGACUGGAGAGACCUGCCAGGAGUAAACAUGGUCCGAUGGUAUCAAAUAGUAUAGGAAAUAGCCUUACUAGAAGAAAAAUUAACCAAUAAACUGAACCUGACAUGGGGACAAAUAGAAGAAGACACCUUCACCCUGGUUGGGUUCCCCUUUAUCACAUACAUAGCCCAACAAGACAACAACAAUAAACCGCUGACAGCAUACAAAUCAAUAUGUCUAGCCUGACCCAAAAACCCACACACUCACACACAUAAACAAAUCUCACUACAGCCAACCAAAGACAACCAAGCACACCCUAGGCCACCCCAACCUUUCUCACCACCAAGGAAAUAUAACAGGUGAAUAGAAGGAGAACAGACUGUCUCACUGAUCACCCCCUAUCGCAAACAACAGGGGGGAUGGCCUGUCCUUGAACACGGCCUUCCACACCAGCUGAGACCUAGGACCAACUGGCUAAAUGCCAGAUGGCCUAAAAUACCCCAAACAAACACCUAUAUGACUACAUAUAGGAAACUCUCUACAACUUACCCCCUACUCUUUAACCCAAAUCUUACUCUAAUCCCAUUAUUCCCCCACCCACCACACCCUAGGUCAGCGCAACCCCACUUUUUUAAACAACACGAAGAGAGAGACACAAGACAACCCGAAUGGGUUGGCAGGGAAUUGCCCCACAUAAUAGAUAAGCAAGAUGGCUAACCUAAAAGCAAUUACAUUAAACGUGAGGGGGCUGGGAAACCCCAUCAAAGAAAACGCAUCACCUCAUACAUAAACACCAUGAAACCACACAUCACCUUCCUACAAGAAAUACACAACCCACCCAAAGGCAGCAAACUCCUGAGCGACCCCGCUUCAGUCAACAGUGGGUCGCACAAGGCUCAGGGAAAGCUCGUGGUGUAGCCAUAAUACUCAGUAGAGACCUGAACUUCACUGCCACAACAGUCCUCAAGGACAAAAAGGCAGAUUCAUUUUCGCUAAAGGGACACUAGAUGGCAAAAUCAAACUGACAAUUGGCUCCAUAUAUGCCCCAAACACGAAACAAUUAGAAUUCUUCCAGAAGACACUAAACAAAUUCCUCUCCUUCUCCGAAGGGGAAGCAAUCCUAGGAGGGGACCUCAAUCUAAAUAUGAAAGGUAUAUCGCUGAAAGAUAUCCACCCCACAACCCCAUGGGCAACCUUCCUCCGAAGGAAACCCCCAACAACCAGGAACUCUUACAAGUUACUAAAAAUGCUAAAAACAGGGGUCUCUACGACAUUUGGGGUGAGCAGAACCCGGGAGACAUCAGCCAUACAUUCCAAUCGGGACGCCAUGAUACAGUGUCCAGACUGGACAGCAUUCUACUCACACAGGGUCUGAUCCCUCAGUAGAAUCAACAAACAUAGGUAACAUUAAAAUCACAGACCACGCCCCAGUAGAAGUCAUUGUUAAAAUAGGAGAAGGAACACAAACCACCCCAUCAUGGUCCUUCAGUCCCAUCCUAACUACAAACAAACAAAUUAGAGAGAGUCUCACAAAAACCCUCCAAAAUUACUUCAAAGAAAACGAUGUAAACAAUAUAACAACCCCCCUCCUAUGGGACGCAAUGAAAGCGGUCACCAGAGGAGCUUGCAUAAAAGAGAAAACAUUCCUUAAAAAACAAACCUCCUCAAAAAUUAGCAAAAUAGAACAAGACAUCACAGCCCUCUCAUCACGCUACAAACAAACAGGAUCUAAAAACUCCUCAAACUUAUAGAACAAAAAAGGAGAGAACUAGACUCCCUAGAAAUUAACAAAACAAUGAUCAACAUUCUAUACUCUAAACAACGUUUCUACGAAUAUGGAGGAAAAACUCCAGAUUACUAGCAAAUAGAUGUAGGAAAAAAGCACUCAAAACAAGAAUACACUGCAUCACCAAAAAGACGGCAACAUAACAUUCUCCCCCAAAGAAAUAACCUCAGAAUUUGCAGAAUUCUACUCCAACCUAUACACCUCCCAUAACCCACCAGAGAAGGAAAUCAGAACAUUUCUAGCAGGACUGACCAUGCCUACCCUAACUAAUGAGGAACAGGAAUUCAUGGACAGCCCUAUCACCCCAGAGGAAAUAGAUGCGGUCCUCAAAAACCUGAAACCACACAAAGCCCCAGGCCCAGACGGCUUCACAGCAGAAUUCUAUAAGAAAUUCAAAGAACCCUUGAUGCCCUACAUGACCCGCCUAUUCAACGACAUCAUAAAAGGGGCCCCAUCCCCAAAACCUGGACCCACUCCAAAAUAGUCUCCAUCCCAAAACCACUAAAAGACAGCCUCAAAGUAGAAUCAUACCGCCCAAUCUCAUUAAUAAACCAAGACUACAAGAUAUUCACAUCAAUCUUGGCCAACCGCCUAAAAAUCUUCCUACACAAGUUAAUAGCCCCAGACCAGACUGGCUUUGUCCCUGGCCGCAAUAUAACAGACCCCAUCAGGAAACUACUGAACCUGAUCGAACACAGCAAGGCAACCAAACUCCCAUUGACAAUUAUGUCCCUAGACAUCCUCAAAGCCUUUGAUUGCUUGGAGUGGAAAUACAUAUUAGCAGUACUAACUAACAUGAAAUUUGGCCCCAACUUCCUACAAAUCCUCAAACAAAUAUACUCCCAAGCCUCAGCAAAAUGCAGAACUAACAAUAUGGAUUCUAACACUAUAGCUAUCCAAAGAGGCACGAAACAAGGAUGCCCACUGUCUCCCUUCUUAUUUAUCCUGGCUCUGGAACCCCUAGCAAUCCGCAUCCGAGCAGCCACAGACAUCAAGGGAGUUGAAAUAAAAGGCAGAACCUAUAAAUUAGGGCUCUUUGCAGAUGACCUAAUGGUCACAACACCAGACCCCAUAAGCACAGCAACCUCCCUAAUCAGAGAACUCAACACAUUUGCAAUGGUGUCGGGCCUACAGGUAAAUUUUACAAAGUCAGAAGCUAUGUGCUUCAACACCCCUCCUCACACCCAAAAAGAACUCACGAAGGUCACCAAAAUAAAACUUUGCCACACCAAGUUCAGAUACCUAGGGGUACAAAUAACCAGAAACCUCAAUAAAUUGUACCUCCACAACUACAAGCCCCUGUGGCGACAAAUUAACAAAGACCUAAAGAGAUGGAAUAACAUGAACUUCACUCUCUCAGACAAAAUAGCCAUGAUCAAAAUGAUCACACUCCCAAAACUAACCUACCUAUUCCAAACCCUCCCAAUCUGGAUCCCCUCAACCCAACUUCGCAGUUGGCAGAGAAAACUACACUCUUUCAUCUUCUCACAUAAAAACCAAGAAUAAGCCCCAAAUACCUGCACCUCCCCACCUCCGAAGGAGGAUGGGGAAUCCCCAACAUAGAAGCAUAUUACAAUGCCAACCAAAUAUGCCACAUAAUCCCAUAUAUACUAGAAGAUGAGACAAAACAAUGGGUACACCUAGAGAGGGACACAAUUGAAAACACCUGCACCACAACAUACCCACUCCUCCCAAACAAACUAAAGAAAAUUCCCACAACACUUAACAGGUACACACAGACCAUGCUCAAAGCAUGGAAAACACAAAUAGGCAAACUAUCCCCAACCCCAUCCCCACUAAUCCCCUGGCGUACCACCCAUUAUUCCACCGUGCAGCACAAAACCUCAAGAUAAAAACCUGGCGAACCAAAGGCUUAUAUCGCCUAAUAGACUUUUAUAAAAAUAACAAACCCUUGUCAACACAAGAAAUACAAGACAAACUAGAAGACACCCAAAUGCCCUGGUUAACACAACACCAACUUCAUGCCCUCUUAAACAACCCAACAGUAAAAUCAGCAGCAACUAGGCCCCUGACAACCUUCGAAAACCUCCUCCUAACAACAAAGGGAAACGGUAAAGGGACGGUAUCCGCAAUAUACAAAAUACUACUCCAAAAUCCCGCAAAUCCCUAGAUGCAAUCAAAAAACAAUGGGAGAAUGACAUAGGCUAUGAGAUUAACCCCACUCAAUGGACCAGACUGUGGUCUAAACCCCCUUUAAAUCCAUAUCAACGAAAAGAAAAGAACUCACACUGAAACUCACCUACAGGUGGUACCUAACACCAAGGAAACUAGCGCUAAUACACCCAGGAACCUCACCAAAAUGCUGGAGAGGGUGCACCUCCACAGGCACAUACCUCCACAUGUGGUGGGAGUGUCCCAAAAUCCAACUAUUCUGGACAACAGCCAUACAAGAAAUAUGUAAAAUAACUAAGCAAGUAAUAGACAUCACCCCAGAAUUGGCCCUACUAAACAUCUUCCAAGACAACAAUGCCCAGAAGGAGAACAGGCACACAUGACGCUGACACAGAAUCCACACAUACACUAAGUAGAAAAAUAGAAGCAUUGCCACUCCACUCCACCCUAUGCUCCCUCCCCCUCUUUCCCCCCUCUUUUCUUCCCAACCUAAAUACUGCAUGCAACACUAAUGUCUCACAACAAAUGUAAGUGAUCUGUAGAAAACACAACUUGAAAAAAGAGACAAUGCACAUAUUUUUGUACACUAAGAAAUCUUUAAUAAAAAUUAAUUUAAAAAGAAGGUACAGUGGUACCUCGGGUUAAGAACUUAAUUCGUUCUGGAGGUCCGUUCUUAACCUGAAACUGUUUUUAACCUGAAGCACCACUUUAGCUAAUGGGGCCUCCCACUGCUGCCACACUGCCGGAGCACGAUUUCAGUUCUUAUCCUGAAGCAAAUUUCUUAACCCGAGGUACUAUUUCUGGGUUAGCGGCAUCUGUAACCUGAAGCGUCUGUAACCUGAAGCAUAUGUAACCCGAGGUACCACUGUACUGGUACUGACAGUAGCAUACCCUAUAGAACCACCCUCAGUUAUUCCGCUAGAGUAGAGUCUUAUGUCACCUUCUGAGGAAUAUGUCACAUGACUAUCUUCCCAUCACAUUACAAUUUUCAUGCCUUGUGGCAGAGAUUCUCUUAAAAGUGCAAUAUGAGCUUCCUGGGUCAGGUCAGUGGCCAGCAUCCUGUUCUCACAGUUGCCAGUCUAUGGGAAGCUCAAGAGUAGGGCCUGGACUUGCUAAUGCUCAGCAAGCCUAAUUUAAUCCAUACUGUCCUGCAGUGACUGGCAGAAUUUGCCCAAGUACCAUAUUUGUAGUAUAUAGUAUAGUUUCAGAAUUAGCCAGAGUUCUCAAUGUCCAGUAAAAGUGUUCUAAUGCAGUGUUUUUGUCCUUGACAGCUGCUAUGUCGGUGAAGGAGGUCUUACAGAGCUUAGUCGAUGAUAGUAUGGUGGACACGGACAGGAUUGGGACUUCAAAUUAUUUUUGGGCUUUUCCAAGUAAAGCUCUUCAUGCAAGAAAGCGUAAACUGGAGGAACUGCAGAAUCAGGUAAUUCAAGGUUUGUAGUCUACCUGCCAUCCACCACACAUGGAUGGAGGGAUGCCUGAAGGCCAGCAUAAUUUCAAGUAACAUUUCCCCCUCUUCUAUUCUCGCAGUUAAUAAACCAACAUGUUGGUGGUUGUAAACCUGGCCUGUUACAUAAUUUGAAGCCACUGGCCUUUUCUCUCAAAUAUUUAUUCAUUACAACUAUUUAUAAUCCGUUCUUUAGGGCACAAAGACUUUCAGAAUGUCUCUGCAUGUAACCUAGUUCUUUGGCCCUAGGCAUAUGUUUCGAGCUGUAUGCUUAAUAGAUAGCACUUAAAAUAUUUACUGGGCAUAAUAAUCAUUUUGCAUCCAAGAUGUUUAAAUUCUAGAUUAUGACCUCAGCAUUCAUAGUCUUAACUAUGAUUAACUUAGAUGCAUACAUAGUUAAGGGCAGCAGGGUGUGGGGUGGAGGAAUAAUCCAAUGUAUGGUCUCUUUUCAAAAAGCAGAGUUUGUGCCUUAGGGAAGUGUAGUGGUUCUAGGGGUUGCUCGUGCGUAAGCCGGUGCAAACACCUGGCUGGGUUGCCUGAGUGAACCUUUUCUGUCCGGACAGCCACUCACCCGUGGCUGUCUCAAUCGCUGGCAGAAUCCGUCAGUGGGCGUUUCUUAAACUUCUUCCAGCAAAGAAGCUCUUUGACGCCUAGUCUCCUCCUACUCUCUCUGCGCGAAAGCCUUCUGCGCAAGGAGGGCGUAGGCAGCGGAGGACCUCUACUCUCCCCGCUGGUCCCCGGCAAGGAGUCAUGGGACCGCCUUGCCGCUUCCCCCAUCUGCCCCCCUUCUCCACUGGUGCUACGCUGAUGGGCUGCCUCUCCCAAUCCCGGGACGCUCUCUGGAAUCCCUCUGGAUUUUGCUCUCUCCCUCCGGCACUGAUGGCAGUUCCCUGACAGGAAGGUUGGAGGAAAUACACAAUCCCAUGGUCUGUUCUUGAUUUCUUUACUACUGUAAAGGAACAACAGUGUGUUCCAUCUGUGCUGAGCCUUCUACAGAAUUAGUUGAUUCUUCAAUAAAAUAAUUAUUAAAUUGAAAUAUUCCUCUCUCUGGGAAAUGAUCUCAAACUCGUAUUUUCCCCUGCCGUGGAUAGUGUGCAAUCCAGUCAAGCUAAAGUAAAGCACUGAUAGCUUAAGCCAAAUUACUUUGGUAAUUACAAAGCACCACUAUCACAGAAAUCUAGUGAAAAAUAUACAGGGAUGUAUUGGUUCCUUUAAGGAAAUGAAAUUCUAAGAUUCAUAUGGAAUGAAUGCAGUUAAUUUUUCAGUGAAUGAAUGCCUUGUAGAAUGGGGCAUUUUAAGUGCUUGCUCAAACUACUUCCUAACAACUUAGAAAUCUCUUGUGACUUCAGAAAUGAAAAAAAAAUCUGAAUUUUCUUUCUAUACGUUAACAGCAGUUCAUUGUACUGUCUGUGGCAAAAUGAGGAAAGGGAUACUGGUCACAGGGAGGCGAGGAUCUGUUUAGUGCUCUGAACCUGGAGGAAAAUAUGCUUUAGGGGUCUUUCUUCUUGUUCUCUGUGAGUGGGGGAAGAGACCACCAUCCUGUAGCCUACAAUUAUUCCACUUUCCAGUCUUCUUUUACAGGAUUAUUGGAUAUAAAAAGCUUCGUGGUGGUUGUUUGAUUAAAUGUAAAGCUUUAGUUGACUAAUUGUUAAAAAGUGACAGAUUUAAAUUCAACUGAUUGAAUUUGAUGAAGGUGUUGCCAUGUGUUAGGUUUCCAAGGGGUUGCUCGAGAGCAAGCAGGCAAAUAUCUCCCUGCUCGGCUCAGAAGCCUUGCUUUUGCUGCAAAAAUUAACCUUAUCUGUGCGGAGCACCACUCUCCCGUGGCUGACUCAAUUGCUGGCAGAAUCCGUGAGUGGGCGGUUCCUAAAUUUCCCCCAGCAAAGCAAUUUCUUGACGCCCUCUCUGCGCCUCCCCUCUCUGCGCGGAUGCUUACUGCGCAAGUAGGGCGUGGGUAACAGAGGACCCCUCUCCUCCCCGCUUUGCCCAGGCAAGGUGUCCUGGCACCGCCUCGCCUCCUCCAAGCCCUGCAGCUCCUCUCCACUGGAGGCGUGGUUACUCUCCUCCGCUGAGGAGGAGCUGCUUCCCACGAUCCUUGGAGGCUCUCUAUAAUCCGUUCGGCUUUUCCUCUCUCCCUCCUGAACCGAUGGCAGUUCCCUGACACUGUGUUUGCUGUAGUGCGUUUUUGCUGCAAAUCUUUGAACUUUACAUCCCAUAAAACCUAUCCUGAUCAUGACUGCACCAAGAAAGAGAUGUUGGGAUCAUGGUGGCUGCCCAAUGAAAAUGUCAAGGUAGUGUGCAGCCACUGCAACAAAAAAUAAAAUUCCAUGAAUGUUGAAAUAUAUACAGGACAGACAAAUUAAAGAUUCAGGACAGGCAAAAGAAAGCACUUCUUCAGACAGUGCAAAGUUAACGUCCGGCAUCCAGUCCCGUCAGAUGUACUGAUGGCCACCAACUUAGAUGGCUUUAAAAAUGUAUUGGGCAAGUUCAGAGAAGAUAAGGCAAGCCAUGAUAGCUGUGUACUGCAUCCAGUUUUGGAAGCAGUAUGACUGAAUACCAGGAACCGGGGAAGACAAAUGAGGAGGGUACUUUGGUCUUGGUGUUCUGUUUGUGGCUUCCUGUAGACAACAGAUUGGCAACUGUGAGAACAGGAUACUGGACUAGAUGGUGCCAUUGGUUUAAUCCAGCAAGGCUCUUCUUUUGCUCCCUUACAAUCUUGCAUGCUUUCAGAUUGUGUGGGGAUAGGGCAGGCACAGGCAAACUUGGCCCUCCAGAUGUUUUGGGACUACAACUCCCACCAUCCCUGACCACUGGUCCUGUUAGCUAGGGAUGAUGGGAGUUGUAGUCCCAAAACAUCUGGAGGGCUGAGUUUGCCUAUGCCUGGGAUAGGGUACCAACCGUGGGGUGUCAUGGCUAAUCAUUCUUUAAUGUUGGAGAAUAUUAAUGUGGCAGGUGCUUUUUAAAUACGUGCCAAAUACAUUUAUGCGUUACUUUGUAUAUGCUUCAAGUUAUUUUAUUUAACAGAACAGGACUAGGUACUCAGCUAUUAGUUUCAGCAGGUUGUGGAUCAGCCUGAUCAGCUAUAGCUUCAAGAGUAAAUGUUCCGACCAAUGUGUCAUUGUUGUUUUAAUAUUGCUGUUUCUCUUGAUUAAAGGUUUCCUUAAGCUCCUGCAAAACCUGUAUUAGAUUCAUGCAUAUAGGAUUUGUUCACUGUGAAUAGUGAGUUGUGUUAGAACAGUUGGCUACCCCCACCUACCUCUGUUAUCCUGCAGAGUUCAAGAAGACAGGACUGUUACAACAUUUCUUAAGUAUGUUUUUAUCAGGUUACAUAAGGUUUAAGGUAUACCUAUUAGUUACUAGUGUGGGGGAGGAUAUUGUCAUAAUAUUUAUAUAUGGGCUCUAACGAAGCCUUGUACAAAAAGAAUUUUACAACUGGUGUUGCCUGCAGGCUCACAAUGUAAUUCUUCAGAAAAGUAACUUAAUUGUGUGCCUCAUUUGAGUAUGGCUUACAGGAUUGUAAAAUAGUCUAAUGAGAUGUCAGUGACUGUGUUAUUUUCUAUUUGAUGCUUAUUGGAUUUAUGGCACAGGUGCCCCCAAAGAUUCCGUUGUUGCAGCUUUUAUUAUUUACCACUUCUUUUCAUAAACAACAUGCUGUACAGAACACAGAAUGCAAUCUAGUCUCUACUCAUAGGGCACUGCUUAAAGGACAGAAAAAGGAACUUUUCUUAGGAGUGGGGACAGCUGUGUAUGAGUCACAGAGGCAGGAGUGAGAGUUUAAAGCAAUGCAUGUUGACAUAACAAGCAACCUAGUAUGCUGGUUGUGUCUUUAUUGAAGUGUGCUGUCAUAGUAAAUUGAUAUCAGAAUAAAUGUCAGUUGAUAACCAGUUUCUAUAACCAGGCGUGCUUAAAUCACCCUCCUUCUCACAGGUCAAUUUGGAAUGGGCUCUGGUAAAACAAUUUAUUUUUUAAAAAAUCAGGAAAUAGAAACCUGGGCUGGAAUAAAAUUACCUGGUGCUGAAAUGACAACAAAGUAAACUCAAAGUACCACCACUAAAAAGGGUCUUAUACCAAUUGUCAUCCAUUGAUGGCACCUGGAGAAGGACCUCAGUAAAAAUAUAAUAAUAAUAAUAAUAAUAAUAAUAAUAAUAAUACUCCACCCAUCUGGUUGGGUUUCCCCAGCCACUCUGGGCCGCUGCCAACAGAAUAUUAAAAAUGUGAUAAAACAUCAAACAUUAAAAAACUUCGCUAAACAGAAGAUUAGGUGGAGACAGGUGAUCUUUAAGGUACCUUUGUCACACGGGCAGCUGCUUUAUACGGAAUCAGACCGAUUAGUCUCUCUAGAUCAGGUAUGUCCAACUCCCAAGAGACUGCGAUCUACUCCUACAGUUGUUGACCUUUUUUUUGGCCAAUUGAUCUGGAGCACACAGUCGACCAGGGAUGCCCCGUGAUCAACCAAGAUAGUGAUCGACCGGUUGGACAUGCCUGCUCUAGAUCAGUGUUCCUUGUAUUGAUGUUGCGAUUUCAUCCAGAAGACAUUCCCAGGCCUACUUGAAGUUGCUGGUGAAUAUCACUGACCUAUGGCCCUCCCCCAAAGCAUUAAAGGUCAAAGCUAGUCUGUUAAAUUGGGCCUGGAAGUGGAGUGGGAGUAGUGAAGUUGAUAAAUACUCUUACUUUCCAGUCCCAAUUAGCAAAAUCAAAGCUCUGUUUUGAAAUAAUUGAAGUUUGUCAGCAGCCUUCAAUGGUAGUCCCACCUGCAGUGCAUUUCAGUAGUCCAAACAGGAGCUUGGAAGAGCCUUGCAGCAUUGUCUCUAUGCUGUCCUAGAACACUGGUGCAAAAUCCCAAGCACCAGAAUUCCUGACAACACUAGUAAACACCCAGGAGCCCUUGGAGGUACAUUUUGCAGAGGUUCAGGCACAUGAGAUGCUGCUGCUGUGCACGAGGCCUUGGGAUGUAGGAAAAUAUGGAAAUGCUAUUUAGUGGGCUCAAGAGCCAGGAGAGCUGCAGACUUGGCAAACCAAACUGGGCCUAAACUACAGAGAAGGUUUCAAACUGGCUCCAAGGAGUUUGGGGGCGUGGGGCUGAAAUAUUUAAACUCCCAAAGUGUCUGGUCAGAGAUUCCCUUGGCCUCGUUUUGCCCUGAUGUGCAAGCUUUCAACAAACAGGGAAUCGUUUUCGUAAGGAAGUUUUCAAACAUGUGAUUUUGCAGUUCGCAGUCAGAAGUGGCAGUCCAAAAAGGACUGUACAAUAUGCAAAAUAAAAUAAAAUAAAAUAAAAAUUUCCCGCAUUUGAAUUGGGCCUUAAUGUUCUGCUUGGCAUACCAACAAAUUUCUGUGUUGCCUUUGGUUUAGAAGAUACAUGUGCUAAAAUGUGUUUUUAUCCACAUGCAACCAAAUUCAUGCUUUAUACAUAGACUGGGAAGAUUUACUCCCCUCAAAAGAAAGUUCUGUCAGUAUUCAAAGACACCCAUUCAGCAACUGCUGUUAUAAAACCCUACAUUUUUUUAGCCUUUGAGGAAUUGCUGAACCACACCCAGCACAUUUUGGACCAGCAGUGGUGUCUGACUCAUCUGCACCCAACCAGGAAAACAAGACUUUUUCUGCUCCUUGGAAUUUUUAACAGUAUGACUAAACCUGGGUGCAUUCUGACUUAGUGAAAUGGCCCCCUAUAUUCCUGGAGAAUCACAAUUUUUGGAGCAUUAUGUCCUAUAUCAAGCCAUCUGUGAUGUGGAAGGUAAUAGCAAAAACACCUGAUUUGUGUGUUUCUGGUAAUUAGUGAGCCUUACUCUAGAAAUAUAGCACCCUAUCCACCCAUAAAGCAGAGACAUCACCUUGCCAACAAAGGUCCGUAUAGUCAAAGCUAUGGUUUUCCAAGUAGUGAUGUAUGGAAGUGAGAGCUGGACCAUAAAGAAGGCUGAUCACCGAAGAAUUGAUGCUUUUGAAUUAUGGUGCUGGAGGAGACUCUUGAGAGUCCCAUGGACUGCAAGAAGAUCAAACCUAUCCAUUCUUAAGGAAAUCAGCCCUGAGUGCUCACUGGAAGGACAGAUCGUGAAGCUGAGGCUCCAAUACUUUGGCUACCUCAUGAGAAGAGAAGACUCCCUGGAAAAGACCCUGAUGUUGGGAAAGAUUGAAGGCACAAGAAGAAGGGGAUGACAGAGGACGAGAUGGUUGGACAGUGUUCUCGAAGCUACCAGCAUGAGUUUGACCAAACUGCGGGAGGCAGUGGAAGAGAGGAGUGCCUGGUGUGCUCUGGUCCAUGGGGUCACGAAGAAUCGGACACGACUAAAUGACUAAACCACAACAUCCAUCCAUUUUAAUUAAUUUACAUGGAACUUUUGUUACAAAUGUGUUUUUCAGACCUUUAUCUUGCCUCUCUUCUCAAGAGUAUUCAGAAACAUUACAAUCACUUUCGUUUACAGGAAACUGAGACUGAAAGUGACUAAGCUCAAAUCAUCCUUCCUGAGCCUUUGGCAGAUGAGAUACUUCAACACAAUUCCACCCAAGACCAGACAAAACCUAGGAUUAUUCUACUUUUGAAUGACGACAUACUGUAAUCAGUGUAGAUCGCUGGCCAACAGCCAAAUUAAAGUAGAGUAAAAUAUAUAUAUAUUUUAAAAAACACCCCUACAGACCCGAUCAUGCCCUGUUUGGGUCUUAGAAUUAUACUUUGGGGUUUAAUUCUAAGACCAUUUUGUGGUUCACCUCAGAUGCCAAAAUGUAUUGUCAGUCGUUGAUUUCGCACCGUUUCUGUGCUUUUAACACUUGCAUCGCAGGCAUACAUUUUGCAGGUCAUGUUUAUCCAGUCAUAGCUUCUUCGUGCUGGGAACAGGUUUAAUUGUGGGAUUUCUGCCUGCAUUGUAGUUCUCAAAGCACAGGAGCUUUGCCAGAAAAAAAAAGUUUGCAAGUGGAAAAGGAGGGCUGCCCCUAGGCAUUUGGAGUUAACAGCAGACUGUGCUGAGGCUAGCCAGCACAUGAACAGCCUUGAGUGAACUGAUUAGCUGUAGGUUUGGGGUGCAGGGUAGCAAGUACAUUUUCAGUAGAAGCAGGUACACCAGUGGGAAAAUGAACCAUAAACGGGGAGAUCAGGAGCACUGCGGCCAAACAGUGAAAGACACAGAGAAGAUGAUGCACAGGAGGACAUGGGAACUGAAGCUCAAGCUAGAUGACAGCUGGGCAGCUAACAUUUGCGUUCGUGGUGCUUGCCUAAUUCACAUACAAGAUGGAGGAAUCUCUGACUUGUUUCUCUUUUUUUACUCCCAAGGGGGCUUUAAACUGGGCCAGAAUGUCUAGAAUGUUGAAAGCAGCAAGCCCAAGAGUAUAGGAAACCUUUCUGUUUAGUUGUUCUGUAAUAGUUGUACUGUGAAUAGUCAGUUUUGAGUUAGGAUUGCAGAAUUCCAUCAUGUUUGCAGCUGUCAGUAUGAGCUAGAAGACAUUGCUUAAUUCAUUCACAGUCUGCAUUCCAGGUUGCUUGGUAGAUUGGGUACAUACUGUAGAGCGACUGAUAAUCCUAGACAAGGGUGACUUCCCCUAACAAAACUCUAGCAUAAUAUCUAUUGCUUAGGUUCUACACCUCUUCACUUUGCUCCUAACAUUAAGACCUCUUGUGACUUAGACCUCUGCUCCAAUGCAUAGUUUUAAGAACUAGCCUGCCAUCCUCAUGGUGAUGGUGAUGAUUUUAUGAAUCACAUUUCAUAUAUAGAUUUCAAGGUGAUUUACAAUAAAAACAACUGAAAUAGGUUUUAAAACAACAUUCUCCCCCCCAAUCCAGCUGAAAAAAGGUUGUUGAAACAAAAAUGUCUUCAGUUGUAAGUCCAUAGCAGCUUGAGUUGGAUUUACUUCUGAGGAGAUGGACUGGUGAUUAUGGAACUCUAGUGAACAGAAAAUAGCUCAUCAAAAUGCUAAAUGGGAUUUGGUGCCAGGUAAAGCAUGUGGGAGGAUUAUGGAUAUGCAAAAUCACACAUGGUUGCAGAUUUUGGGUAGAUGCAGUUAAAGCUCUCCUUUUUAUUCUCUGCUGCCUCUUUUAAAAGUGAAUUGGUGUAUGUAGAAUUCACAGCCAACCAUCUGUCCCUCAGGCCAAGCCAGAGAGCUCAGUUAUGAGGCACUGAGGCUUUGCUCUGCCUUUUCAAUAUACAAAAAUGUUCCCGUUCCAAUUUUGUCUUACUAUAAAAAGCAAUACUUUGCCUGAAUUAAUUAGUUUUUGUUUGCUAGCUGUAAGGUUUUCUAACUGGCAAAGCAAAACACACACACAGACACUUUUUGCAAUUGCAUAUAUAUUGCCAUGAGCAGAAUUAAUUAAAUAAGAAAAUAAGAGAUACACUGCACUGAUAAAAUGAUCAGUUGUAGAAUAUCGCUAUAUAGUUAAUCAAAAAUAUUACUGCAGUUAUGACAGAACCGCUCAUCAAAUCCAGUGUAUUAAUCUGGAUGUUAUUGUCUGCUUGCUACAAGUAGAGGGCAGCUGGUGUCUAAGAGUUGCUUGCAGAACUACGGGUGGUAUCCAGUGUACUUUUUCCAUUGCCACAAGGAUUUCUGUUUGUGUAACAGGAACUUCCUUUAUUUUGCUCUCUCCAUGUGCAACCUCCCAUAAUCUGCUCCAGAGGCUUGAGAACCCCCCAAAACAGAACAGAUUAAGGGGGGGGAGAGAAGAGGAGAGAGGGGGAAGGUUCUGUUCUGCAGCCAAAAGUCCUUGUGCUGAUGAAAUGAAUGCACUGAAUUCUUCCCAAUAGAUCCAGACAGUUCCUUGUAAAUUAGAUUACAUUUACCAACUAGCAUUUAAAUGCUGAAGCCAGGUUCUUUUCUGGAAUACAUAGUAGGGCAUUACCAUUAUUAGGGCAACCAAAAUGUUACAAAUAGUGUGCAAGCUUUUGAGUUCUCCAGAAUGCAUUAGCUGGCUAGAUAGAACAUAAACCGAAGCCAAUGGGGUGAGGGAUUUUGACUGACACUGAAGUCGUGGAGUCUGCUGGAAAGGGAAAGUAGCAGCGGACAUGAAAAUGAAACUCUCUUAGAUGCUAUUUGGGUUGCACCAAGACUUGUUGCAUGUGUCCUUCCCUGCUCCUGCUGGAAUUCCAGGACGCAAGCCAGAGUCUGGCUUGUUGUGACAUUGGAACCUGGGCUUCUGGUUUGUUUCCCCCAAACAAACCACAAACAUUAAGCCAAGAACAAACCUUGGCAACGUUCAUGGUUUAUUUGGAGAGAAACAAACUAGGAGUACGUUUGGACAUCAUGAUAAACCAGAUUCUGGCUUGUUUCCCUGUGUGUUCACUUUAAACCAGUUUGCUUUAUCUGUGGUUUAGAUUUAAUGUGUAAACCAGGCUACUAACAUUUCCCUGUUCCUGAGGAUGUGGCCAGAUUCAUGGCAUAACAGUCAGUUUUUUAAUUUUAUUUCUAUGAUGUAUGCAUGUGUGCAUGCCUUCCUAGAUUGCAGGUAUGCAAACAAUUAUAAGUGGUUAAGAACAUAGGAUUUGUAUGGUGGUCAGAACCAGUGCUUUUCUUCUAGAAAAAAAGGUGCCAGUACUCACCAUGAAGUUGUUAUAAUAAAUGCCACACUUUUAACCAGAGCUUUUAUUUUAGGGGGGGGGGGGAGUUCCGGUACUGCAUAGCCUUGAGUACCCCCUGGAGAAAAAAAGCAGUGGUCAGAACUCAGCUGUGAUUACUUUAGCAUUGCAGUUUGUGUGUGUUUUAAUAUGUCCUUAUGCCAUAUUUACAUUGUUUUCCUGGCUAUAAAAUAUUAAGUGUGUUACAGCUUUAAAAGGUCAUUAUAGCAGGGAAUACUAUUCAGUGGCUGCACUUAGGGCUUUCAUUUGCGUGAGCAACACCAUGAUCGUAAACAAGGCUAUCUGGGAGAAAGGGUCAUUGAUUUCAUCACAACUUUCUUCUUCUAAUAUGUGUUCUUAGCACUGCAGUGAGGUUUGUAGAAACUUUUCUACUACAGUGGUACCUUGGUUGUCGAACGGCUUGGCUCCCGAACAAAUCGGCUCCUGAACACCGCAAACCCGGAAGUAAGUGUUCUGGUUUGCGAACUUUUUUUGGAAGCCGAACUUCCAACGCGGCUUCCGCUUGAGUGCAGGAAGCUCCUGCGGCCAAUUGGAAGCCGCGUCUUGGUUUUUGAACGGUUCCAGGAGUCGAACAGAUUAAGUUCGACAACCAAGGUUCCACUGUACUACUAAGCAGAGUUGUAAAACAAGUUUAAGGGAAGAUUUCAUGUUAGUCUGCUUUAAAGUUUUGGAAUCCAGAAAGCGGGUAUCUGAGUUUCUGCAUUUGACUAGAAAAAAAAACAGGAGAUGAGGUCUGCAAAUCUUUGCAGUGGAAGGACACCUUUUUAAAAGGCUUCACCAUAAAAGGCGAUGUGGAUAGAGUGGGAGCUGUAAGUACUUGUCAGUGAGUCAACAAAAGAGAACCUUAGCAAUGUCAUUUGAAUAAUGUGUUGUGAACUGUUCUUACUCUUGUGCUGGAAGAAUGAAUCUGAAAAAGUGCUAUGUAAGCAGGAUUUCUUGAGACCUUAGAAACACAAUAGCCUCUGCAUUAUAAGUAUUAUAUGCACUAUAUUUUGUUGAUAAUUGAAUUGCUGGGCAACCUAGGAGCAUGUAAGGUUACUGCUUAGCCAACGGUGCUUUUUUGACAGUAGCUGCUAAUAAACUAUGAAUGUGCAUUGGAAUCCCAUCUAGUCUUUUUUUAAUGUUGGAAAGAGCUGUGUAAGUGUGUUCACAUGAACUCUACUUGAAUUCAUAAUAAAUAUAGUUGCUGUUCAUUUCAUUAAAUCCCCCGUCUGUCUUUGAUGCAUGGUAUCUGGAAGGCCUGCACAACUUGACACCCACCAGCUGUUUAUGGCGACCUUUCAGUGGUUUCAUAAACCACCUUGAUGCAGUUUUGAAGAUACCAUAACAAGAAGUUUAAAAGCUCACUGGCCCCAGUACAUGGCUGGUGGGUUGUAUUCAGCUUGGUGAUUCAGUUGUUGUACCCCUUUGAUAUGUAGGUAUUUUUGUUGUUUCACCCAGAACAAAUGUGUUGCUUCAAUGUAGCAGAUCUGUCAUGUCUAUAAAUGGUUAUAUGUGCAAAUUUCACAUUGUGGGAGAGGCAACCCCCCCCCCCCAUAUUGGAGUUUUCAUGAAAAGAAAUUGUUAUGGCAAAUCUCUACAGGAUCCACCACUUGAUCUGAAGCAGAUGAGGGUAUCCCACCGCCACCACGGCAAGAUACUUGAUGUUGCAUGCUUGGAUACUUAAAGAUGCACUUGCGGUCUGAAGUGCUACAGUCCAGAAUUAGAUUUCCUUCCUCAUCUGUUUGUGAGAACUAGGACAAAAUACUGAAAGUGAUCUAUAAGAAAUGAAGUGCUCCUCAAGCUCUAGGAUGGGUGUUUUGAAUUUGAGAUUAUCUAGUCUUGUUUCUUGACACUAGGUGUGCAUCAAAUUAACCCAUUUAAUAUCCCUGCCUUUUCCCUUAGGAGGGUGUAAAAAGAAGUUGGCCAUGUUCCCUGUACCCUAUUUUGCUAUUUAAAAUGCUUCAGGAAUAAAGAGAGUUUAUGAAAUAGUCAUGUCUUGGUCAGAAUCCUGAUUUAUCAUUGAAGGUUAGGCCUGUAGCAGACUUACUCUGUUAUUUCUUGAGCUGAAAAAUUGUAACAGUACAGUCAAAUAUAAAGAUGAAGAGGUUUUUACUAAAAAUAAAUUGUUUUGACUUCUAUUUCUUCUCUCCCUUCAGUUCUCAGAAUAUAGCCAAAAGAAAAAAAGCUUACAAGAAAGCAUUGAGAAAUCAAAAAUUGGGCGCCAAGACACUGUAAGUUUUACUGAAUUUGAAGUAUCCACAAUAAAACAUAAUCUGAAAACUUUGGGGUGUUAAAGGUGGAUGUUAUUUUUAAAAUUGGGAUGCAUUUGUGGCAGCAGGUGGCAUAGGCAAAACUUCGUAUUGUAUUGGGGGCAGAAGCAUAGGAAGAAAGGGGGGGAAAGUCUUAUAUUGUUCUUAUUAUUUUUUUAAAAUGCUUUUCUUACUAAGGCUUACUGCACUUGCAAAUAAAAGUUAAAUGUUCAGGGCAGGACAUGCCUACUUCUGCACCAGAACAUUUUUGCAACUAUGAUGUUAUUAGAUGCUAUUUCAACGUUGCUGCCAAAUGCAGCAGUAUAAUACAGUACGAUCAUGUCUUGCAUUGGAGUUAGGUUCCGGGGUUGGCACAUAUAUGCAAAAUCAUGUAUACCUGAACCACUGCCUUGGACCCACCCCUGUGUGACCAUCUGGAAGGCUCUUUCUGUGCUGGGAAAACCCAGCUCAAAAGGAGCUUUUAAGUUUUCCACCUUUGCAUUCGGUUAAUCACUGGGAUUUCAGCCAUGCAAGGCUGAAAUCAGACAAGUCACCAUAUUUUUCACUCUAUAGGAAGCACCCGACCAUAGGACGCACCUAGUUUUAGAGGGGGAGAACAAGAAAAAAAAAUCUCUCCCUCUCUGCGCAGCGCCCCUUCAGCGAAGCGGCAGGAGAAACGGAGCCCCUUCCAUUUCUCCUCCUGCUUCGCUGAAGGUACGCUGCGCAGAGAGGGAAAGCUGUGAAGCGCCUCUCCAGCGAAGCAAAGCCAGGAGAGCAAGAGGGAUCGGUGUGCACUGAUCCCUCUUGCUCUUCUGGCUUCAGCGAAAGCAACCCGAAGCCUCCGGAGUGCAGCGGGAGUUCCCGCGGCGCUCCGGAGGCUUCGGGUGGCUAUCCUGAAGCCAGGAGAGUCUUGCUCUCCUGGCUUUAGCAAAAGGAACCCGAAGCCUCCGGAGGCUUCAGGCGGCUAUCCCUAUCCAGGCUAUCCCUAUCCCUAUCCAGGCUUCAGUGAAAGCAACGCGAAGCCUCUGGAGCGCGGCGGGAGCGCCCCCACUGCACUUCGGAGGCUUCGUGUUGCUAUCGCUGAAGCCAUGGAGCCUGCAUUCACUCCAUAAGAUGUGCACACAUUUCCCCUUAAUUUUUGGAGGGGGAAAAGUGCGUCUUAUGGAGUGAAAAAUACGGUAAUCACACUUAAGAUACGACCUUACUGUACUGAAAACUGCUUGAACUUUUUACAGGCAAUGCCACUUAGCCCAAAUAUGUAUAAAGUCUGGUUCGUUGAUUCAGUGUCAUAGCUCUAGAUCUGGUGCUAGCAUCCUUAGAGAGAAAAGAGGGUAGAGCGCAACACUUAGGUUGUAAUUGACACCUUUUAAGAAUACUGGUUAAUUUUUGAACACAGGCAGAACGUGCGGCACUCAUAAAGGAACUUACUGCCCUCCGUCAGAAGAGAGACCAAUUAAAGGCAGAAAUAGAUAAAUACAAAGAAUGUGAUCCGGAUAUUGUUGAAGAAAUCCGUAAGUUGUGUCUAGAGUUAUUUUAGCACUGUGUAGUAACUGAAAUUUUGGAACAUAUCAGGUGUGUCGUCUGAAACCUCAGUCAUUAGCAAAACUUUUAAAUAACUCAGUUAGCUUGUCAAUGGCAGGGAAACUAAUGUCUAGAUAACGGGUGGGUAACCUUACUCAGCCCAAGUUCUGCAUUGCGGGUUGGCCACCCCUCCAGUGGUGACCGCGACUGCCAGCACAUGCUCACUUGCACAUGUGCACACAUGCUCACCAGGCAGGCAGAUGCACAUGCACACUCAGCAGAGCAGGGGGGUUGUUUAGGAAAUAAGUGUGAUAUUGGUGGCUGCCUAUCAGCACUCCUUCCUGUUUUCUCUCGAAGACCUAACAAUGGCACCACACCAGGGUGAGACGUGGUGAUUUUCAAAGAGUAAGAAGUGCCUUGUUUAAAGAGGUUGGCAGGCCACUAAAAAUGGCUCACUAUGAGUAAUCUAGAUAAGUAACUUACAGGUAGCUGGGUGAUAAAUAUUGUAGACAUAGUAUGAGCGGACUGUGAAAUGGGAAAGGAAGGGAAAGCGCUAUAGAAAUGAAAAUAAGAUUAUGUCCUGCUGGAUCAAGCCAAAAGUUCAUUUGGUUCAGCAUCUUGUUUCCCACACUGAGCAGCCAGAUCUUCUAAAAAGCUCACAAUCGGUAUGAAGACAAUGUCCCUCUCCUACUGUUGCUCCCCAGCAGCUGAUAUUCAGUGGCACGCAGCAUGUUGUCCUAACAACUGUUGGAAGAUUCCAUAUGUUUUGUUUAAUCCCCUUGAAAGCUAUCUAAGCUAGUGGUCACUGUCACGUCCUGUGGCAGUGAGUGCCAUGAACUGCUUAUGGGCUGUGUGAAGAAGUACUGUAUUCUUCACCCCAUAAGACACACUUGACCAUAAGAUGCACCUAGUUUCCAGAGGGGGAAUGCAAGGAAAAAAGUAUUAUUUAAAGGGAGCGCUGAGCAGAGCCUGUAUUAAUCCCAGGCUCUGUUCAGCGCUCCCUUUCACAAGCAGCGCAGAGCGUGCGUGCGGCGCUUGCAGGCUUUUCCCCAAGGAGGGAGAAGGGCAGCCCUUCUCCCUCCUCGGGGAAAAGCCCGCAAGAGCCGCACACACGCUCCACGCUGCUCUUUAAAGGGAGCGCCGAGUAGAGCCUCCCGCCUGCAUUCGCUCCAUAAGAUGCACACACAUUUCCCCUUACUUUUUAGGAGGGGGAAGUGCGUCUUAUAGAGCGAAAAAUACAGUACUUUGCUUUUUUUCCCUCCUGAGACUGUUGCUGAUCAAUUUAUUGGAUGUCCACAAAUGUUAGUAUCAUGAAUGAGAGUGACAAAAUUCUCUCUUGCCACUUACUCAGUUCCUUGAAUAAUUUUAUAAUCUUAUAUAAUAUAUUUCUGCUGCGUUGUCACUUAAAAAAAAAAUCUGCUCCUUAGGGUUGGGAGGAACCCCUUGAACAGAUAUAGGGGUUAUGGUUGGGGGCAAAGGCCAAAGAGAAAACAGAAAAGUUCUGUUGUGUAGCCAAAUUAUCUGUUGGUAGACCUACUUAAUUGAUCCUUUCCUGUUUAGUAGAAAGGGUAGACCCUUUCCUGUUAGUCAAUCACCACCAGUUCAGACUCUGUGAGUGUGUACAUAUAUUUUGAACUUUUUGCUUGAAUAUGUGUGUGAACCAAUAUGGUACAGUUAGUAGAAGAGUAGAUUUGGAUUUAAAAACAAGAUAUUUCAUCUCUUAAACUUGUUGGGUAGUCCUAGGGAAGUCACUUUCUUUCAGCCUAACCUGUCUUACAGGCUAGUGGUACAGAUAAAAAUGUUGCUUUCAGUUCUUUGGUAGAAGGAGAGGAGACAAAUAAUAGUUACUGAAUAGGAAAGCACAAGAUUCAGUGUUUGUUCAUGUAUCUCAGAAAAGAAUUUGCUCUUUGGCACAUUCCCUAGUUGCCAUAUUUUGUUGGAGUUUAGUUUUUUGUUUUUUCCACAACUGUUGUCUUUCUUUACUUCUGCCCAUCCCUAUUUUUACUUUGCUUGUUUAGAUUAGUGGCCCAAACAUUUCCCCCCGUGAACCACAUGAAAAUUGCUGAGGGUCUUAGCGAACCAUAUAACAAUUUUUCUGCCUGCUGUAGCAAUUGUUAAUUCCACAGAAUUCAAGUGAAAUACAAUAUAAGAACUAAAAGAAGCAAUAGAAAUACAAUUAGAAAUCAAUAUGAAUAUUCAGGGCAAUGUAUGUGCUGUCUCCCAUCUUCAACAUCCACAGGCAUGCUGUGGACCACCUGAAUGAAGCUUGUGGCCCACAGUUUGGGAAACCCUGGUCUGAAGGUUUAAAUUUCCUCAUAGCAGGAAGGUGGUAAUGGUUAUACACAGAUGCUUCUGUAUUUGAAUAAUACAGAAUAUUAUUCAAUAAUGGGGCCCAGCAACAACUUGUUGCGGGGGGGGGGGGGGGGCGGGCUUCAAAGUUCUCCCUUAUCAGAAAGAAAGGCAGCUGGUGUUCCUGAAUGGGAACACCUGGAAGACCUUGAAAAUGCAGAUCAGGUUGGCUGUCAGGUGAUAGAAUCUGCAUCUUCAAAGUAGUCCGGUUGCUCAGAGCAGGAAAGCCACACCAUUUGAAGAGCGAUAGUUAUCUGCAUUCUCUUUCUGUCCCCACCCUGCAGAUUACUCAUAUACACUUUCACACUCUUCGCUUUGGUUUUUUCCAAAAGCUGUUUUUAAAAAUACAUUAUUUUUUUUUUUUUACUUUUGCAAACCUCUCGAUUCUCAUGAGGAUGCUGAUGCCUCCCUGUUGCAUGUUGGUGGUGCUGUUUUGGCUACAUAAGUAUCGAGGUUCGGAAACGAAUGUCAGAAAUGGAGGGAAUGCUGAUAACACACAUCCUUCCUGCCAGCAUGGUAUGAUGCAGACAAAAUACCCAUGGUGUGGUCUUCUGGACAGACACAAAGUCCAUGAGUUGACCAUUUAAAAUGUACCUCCUGCAUUGAUCCAGCAUGUGAGUAAAUUGACCUGCCCUUUCGAGUGAGGGCUGCUUCCGCUUCUGCAGUGCGAUAAAGCUUUUUGUGCAAUGCAAAUUUUGGAGGAUCUCUGUUGCGACUGUGUCUUAGUUAAAUCCUUGAACAAAUGUCAUUGUGCACAUUAAUUAUGCAUUUCCUUUGACCCAACAUCUGUAGAGGCCUUCUGCAAAGCUAAGGAAGUGCAUAAAACAAUGUCGCAUCUGCCUUUACACUUAAGAACAGUGCAUAUUAAAGACUACUGUGCUAGCUGUGCCUUUGUGGGGCUGCAUUGUUAAAGCAUUAGAUCUUUGUGAACUGUUUUUUUAAUUUUUUUAAAAAAGAAAUCUGUCAAGUCCCAUCAAUGCAGGCUUCCCAUGUCCCUUAUGGAAAGGUCAGACUGUCAAAUCUCAUCAGUACAGAAGUACUGUCUCUCCCAAAAGUGUCUGAUAGGGUUUGUCAGGACUAUGUAACAAAAGACUUCUGUCAACUCCACACAAAUACAUUGUCUACAACCAUACGCUAGGCUUAGUUGUACUGCCCACACACUAUUGACCUAUUUGGGGUUUCUUUCUCGCUCUUGAAAUAAAAGAGCUUUUUGCUCAUAACUCAGCUCCACAGUCAGCACUAGAAGAUGGGCUGAAAAUCUGCUGUUUGUAGUUUGAGGCUCUCCCCCACCACAGCAGUUCCCAGUUGUCUUCACGUAGCCGCUUCUCAGAUUUUUCUGUUGUGUAGACAGCAGAACAACUGGACAGAGAGCAUAAGUUGGCUUUGCCUCUUGGUCAUCCCACAAUGGAAGAGGGCAGGAAGAAAGGUCUUUCUUGGUCUUGUCAGGAAUGAUGGGGGUUGGAGUCCAACAACAUCUGGAGGGCCACAGUUUCCUCAUCCCUGAUCUAGCCAUUGCAUGUUUUAUGACCGCACUUGGUAUUGUCAAAGAAUUUAGCAUCCUAAAAAUAGUGGUUUUCAUUUUUAAAGGUUCCUAUUUCCUGUGUAAAGAUAAAGUUAUGUGCAUGUUUAGUGACAUGUUAGCAGUCAGAGUAGGUCUUUUCAGUUUGUUGUUUUCAUGCUAUUGUAGAAUGAUGCAAAACAUAUUUGCAUAUAUUGGCAUGGUCUGCAUAUUUCUUUUUCCUGUAACAGAAUUUGACCCUGAUGCAGAAUUUAGUCAUUUCUUUUCUUUCUUAAUUUUUGAUAUUUAAGAAACUUGGUGCUUCACCUAGCUACCAAAAGGAUAGAGUUAACAUCACAUUUGAGUAGUAUAAGAUGUAUGUAGCAUAAUAUAUACAGUGGUACCUCGGGUUAAGUACUUAAUUCGUUCUGGAGGUCUGUACUUAACCUGAAACUGUUCUUAACCUGAAGCACCACUUUAGCUAAUGGGGCCUCCCGCUGCUGCCGCGCCACUGGAACACGAUUUCUGUUCUCAUCCUGAAGCAAAGUUCUUAACCUGAAGCAAUAUUUCUGGGGUAGCAGAAUCUGUAACCUGAAACAUAUGUAACCUGAAACGUAUGCAACCCGAGGUACCACUGUAACAGAAACAAAGAGCAGGCACUUAAGACCCCAGAUUAGAAAAUGCUGUACUGUGGUAACUAUCCGAAUGUGUGCAAACAAGCCUCACUGCAGAUUGGCAUAGAAAGUUGAUUCCUUCCUAAGCAGAGUAUGUCUCAAGUGGGUGUGGAGUCAUGAAAGAGCUCUCUCCAAAAGCAGAGAUGUAGUAGUACAGCUAUUAUCACAUGUUGUUUUGUAUUGUCACAUGUUAUUUGGCAGUGGUAGAGCCAGUGCUAGCUCCACUCCAAGUUGGACCUGUUUAAGUUGAUGUAUAUGACUAAUUUAGGUUCAAUAAUUUCGGUGGAUCUGAAGAACGCUGUCAAGGAAACACAUUUUACACCUUUAUUUUUUAUUUAACAAAGUUUAUUACUGUAAAUAGAACAUCAAAGUAGUUUACAAAAAAAACAGCCACACACUGAAAUUGUCAAUAAAAGACAAAUGUAUUCUUAAAAAACCAGAAUAUAAUUAAAACACAUGCUAACUUCUACUUGUCUGGAUAGGUUUGUCUGCACAAUUUAUUUUUUAGUAGACACCAAAAAGUGUGCAGCCAAGGUGCCUAUCUGAUGUCAAUAGGCAAAAUUUUCCAAAGUGUAGGUGCUGCCAAGCUAAAAAGAGAGAAAAUCUUCCAAGUGUGGAACAAGUAUUAUGUGGCACUUGUAACAAUGCCAGUUCCUCAGAUUGAAGCAGUCAAGUAGGCAUAUAUUGAGUGAAUGUAUAAGUAACUCAAAGUGAAAAAUGUUCUGCUCUAGAAUUGCUGUAGUAAUUUCUCUGUUUCAGAAGUUAGUGAUGGCCUGUAGAGUAGGUUAUGUUCUCAUGAUUUGCGGAACAUUCUUUGCUUUUUACUAUAAUCAUCUCACUAUUUAAGUACAAAGCAUGAUUCAGUAGAACUGUACAGCAGCAAUUUUAGAGCUUCUACCCUGAUUUCAAAUGGUGCUGGAAUACAGUCAUUCCAGCAUUUGCAAGUGUUGCUGAAGUAAUUGUUCAGGAAUAUCAGAGUAAAAAUGUGAGUUACUAUGUGCUAUUUUAACAGUAACUAAUCUGAAAGUCUCCUAGGAGAUUGGACCAUUGCUGGCUAAAAGAAAUCCAUAAAUCCCGCUUGCUGGUAGAUAUUUGAAACUUGAUAGCUUACACUGGCCGGAAGCCACUUCUUGUUUUGUAAAUUUAGAUACUCUUUCUAUCUGAACAUACUUGAUGCUUUUUUCAGGGUCAAGAACUUGAGGUUCCUGUUUUCGAAAAGGUUUCAUUUUACAUCUUGUCAAGUUGCCUUAAAAGAUGAAAGGGCCAGUAUUGUUUGCAGAUACUUCUUGCUGAAAAUUCAAAUGAUGCUUGCUGUUAGUAGGACUAUGCAAAAACCCAGGCUGCCAAAUCCUCAACGCGGGGUAAUAAGGUUACUGAGGAUUAAGAGUCCUAUCAUUGUUCAUAACCGUUGAUUAUUGAACUUUUCCCAAUAUUUUCUUCUGAUCUUUUAUAUCAACUCUACAAAUAGUUUGAGACAUGAUCUUACUCCAAGGUAUCCAGUUCUUAGAUCUUGCGAAAUGCUUACUGCUUUACUCUCAGCAAUUAUCCCAGUCCAAUCCCAGAAUUUACAUCCCUUAAGUUUGCAAAAGGCCAUUUACAAGCAACUUCCCAUUAAGCUCCACCAAAUGAUGUGAACCUGGAAACACCCUGUACAGAAGUACUCUCAGUUUCUAAUGCAGAGAUGACUGACCUGUGGCUCUUUAAAUGUUAUUGGAUUCCAGCUCCCAUCAGCUCCAGCCAGCAUGGUUAAGUAUGGUGGGAUGUGUUAUCGAACAGCCUUUGGGGGACUACAGGUUCCCCAUUCCUGCUCUAUUGAGUUCGGUGUCUGCUACUCCAUCCUGUCCACAUUUGCAGGCAGUGAUUCCAUCUGUGCCCUAGACAAUCUUUUCUUUGAAUCAAGACUUUUCUCUGAAGUUGCAGGUGUGCCUUGGAGUAGUACAGAUAAUGUUUUGCUGGCAGUGUUUGUUCCAGACUAGGUGUAGAAAAUAGUAGCAAUGUUGUAUCUAUCUAUCUAUCUAUCUAUCUAUCAUCUAUCUAUUUAUCUCCCCCCCCCAUCUGGCUGGGUUUCCCAACAGAAUAUUAAAAAUAUGAUCUUUAAAAACUUCCCUAAACAGGGCUGCUUUCCGAUGUCUUCUAGAGGUCAGAUAGUUGUUUAUUUCCUUGACAUCUAAUGGGAGGGCAUUCUACAAGGCAGGCGCCACUACCGAGAAGGCUCUCUGCCUGGUUUGUAGCUUAUGGCAGGGUUGAGAAACUUGUGGCCCUCAAGAUGUUGUUGGACCACAACUGCCCUUCAGUUAGUGCAAGCAUAUCCAAAGUCCAUUUUGGGGGCUUAAUCCGGCCCCUGUGGCAGUAUAUGUCCUGGGAUUAAAUCCUUUUAAAAGCUCAGCAACUCUGGUCAGCCCUCAUGCAUGUUCACUUCAUCAAAUCUGUCCCUCUUUGAAAAAAGUUUGGGCACCCCUGAGUUGGUGGGUGAUAGGAGUUCUAGUCCAGCAACAUUUGGAGGACCAAAGCUUAGCCACAUCUGGCUUACAGACAAGACCAGGAUGGAGCUUAAGGCCAAUAAAAAGCUGCUCUUGGCAAUGAAAAAUGUUCUUCCAGGCAUAGGGAGAAAAUUGAUGCAUAUAAGACAAUGGUGUGUAUGUAGGGAAGAGAAUUAUGGGAGCUUGUGUAAAAUAUAGGGAGUGAAGACUACAAAGAGAUGUCACUGUUUUGGCAGCAGCAUGUGAAAAGGUUUGAUACUUUCCAUGUCUCCAAACUUGUAAGAUAACAACUAGGUAAACAUAGUUAAAACUCCAGUGGCUCUUAGAACCUUAUUUAGACUAGAGAGUCACAAAAUCAUUUAAUAUUUUUUCCUAUUAAAGCAGUUUGGGGUGCAACAAAAACCUCCGUGUGAAAUACUUGGGGUAAAGUAUUGUCUUUGUAGAUUCCGCAUGUCCCUAAAGACAGUUGCAGUGCAUAAUUAUACUCUUUGUCAGAUUCAGUUGUGGACCCACACUGUACCACCUUCUUAUCUAAUAAUCACAUUGAAAAUAAAGGCCUACUGGGAGACUUUUUAAUGUUUUGCAGCAUCAUUAAAAAGUAAGCUUAUUGUAUGCCCUCUCUGAAAACUUAAAACAAGUGUUGGUUAAAAAAAAAAGUUGAUUUAAAAGAAAAUGUUUGGGAACAAAAUCAAUGUUUUGAAACAACAAGUCUGAUGAGUGCAACCUUAUGUUGCUUUCAACGUGCUGAAACAGUAUUUCCUUAUGCUCUUUAUAUUGAGCUUAUUUUAUUUAUUUAUUUAUUUUAAAAAAAUUAAAAUAAAAAAUGUAAAAAGAUAAUCUAAACUUCCUAUUUCUAUGUCACAGAAAACACAAAAGGGCAGGGGCCCAUUUUCAUUGUGUUUUUUAAGAAAUAAAAAAUGCAAAUACCUUAUGAACCGAGCUAAGAACAGUACUUAGACUCAGAUAAUGUACAUUAGCCUUCCUCUUGAGUUUGACGGCAGCUCAUUUUGCAAGUUGAGUAAGCCUUGCCUACAGUACAAACAUCAUAACAAUGAGACAUUUUAUGUUGCUUUAAUUUCUCAGCGUCCCUAGAGACAAGCUGUAGGCUGUGCAUUGACCACUGCCAAUAAAUAAUAUAGGCAAGCACUGGCAAGACAGAGGGGUGUGUGUGGGUGUGAGAAACAUGACAGCUCUUUCAGGCUUUCAGUAUGGGAAUCUGAGUCUGCAUCUGUAUACACUCCAGAGGGGGAAAGCUGAAAGAUCUGAAAGAGAGUUGUUUGCUUUGUAUACAGUUCCCCACCACCAUCCCGCUUCACAGUGUUUGUGGACUGAUUUUAAGACUAUUUUAAAAGGAUUAUUUGGGUAAAUGUUUAAGCUACUGUUUUAUACAUUCCUUGGAGUGCUUGCCUUACUUCCACAAGUUGUCUGCUUGCACAAGCAGGCUAUUGUGUCAGCAUGGAACUUAUAAAUCUCAGUCUAGGAAGCAUGUUCUUCCGUUAUGAAAGUUGCAGUGCUUGCUGUUGAUAGCAACUGGUUCCCGUAUAAUGCUGGUCACUUGAAUAAAUUGCCCUCAUGAGUGAGGAAGGUGAUUGGAAAGAACAUGUGAAGUGGCCCAUGAGCAAGGUCACUCCAAUCACUUAAAAAGAAAGAAAGAGAAAUUUCGCCAGGAGGUGAAAGAAUCUCUAAUUUGUCCAUGUUUUCUUUUUGUGUGAAUGUGUGGUGUGUGUGUGUGUGUGAGAGAGAGAGAGAGAAACCACGUGGAUGAUUUCCCUUUUUCAACUGUAUAAUUUUCUUUGGCUGUAUCAAGAGAGAUGAUGAUGCAGACAUUUCUAGUGAUGCACCACAAAAGUCAGGUGCCAUGAUUCUGGAAUAGGAUGUGUUGAGGGCCACAAAUAUGUGGUCCUAAAAGCAAGUUGAGCAAGCAGGUGGGGAUGUGGUCAACAGAACUGCAAGAGGGAUGUGAACAGUUAGAUCCCAAUCUUAUUGAGCCCAAUUUUUCCCAACCUGUGUGCAGAGCCAUUUCUGGUGCAUGAUAGCAAGUUGCAGUUCUAAAGUUGCUACGUGACAUUUUUUAGCAUACUUGUAGAAACCACAUAUUUAACAUGCUGAUUCAGUUUGAUAUAGCUAUGUUAAUCUUAUUUGAAGGUUUGGUGGAAUAAUAAGUUCAAAAGUAAAACAUUUUCAAGCUGUUGCAAAAUAAGAAUUGUGCUGUGUGCUCACAAAACCACUUUUAAAUGCCAUUUUAACCCCUUAAGGCUGUUGCAUUACAUGAGUAGGAAUUGCUGGUAUUGAUUUCCUGUUGUUUCUUGUUUUUUUUUUCCAGGUCAAGCAAAUAAAGUGGCUAAGGAAGCAGCCAACAGAUGGACUGGUGUGUCUGCAUUUGCAUUCCUUAGCAACAUCCCUGUCCCUUCCUUGAGGAAAAAUAAACUCAAGAGAAGAAGCAAUCAUUCAUAAAACUUGCAAUUUGUUAGCUCUUACCAGAGCUGCUAUACAAUUCAUAAAAUAUUAUUUAACUGGUAGUGUUUGCCAUUGCUCAGGAAAAUACUGCACAUGAAUGCUACUUCUCAUGAAUGCAUCAUUAUAAAUUUAUUUCAUGUGUUCUUAACAGCUGCAGUCAUUGCCACAUAUCAUUAUCAUUUUUGUUCAGUUUCAAAUCACUGUAUAUGUUAAGCAAACCCAGUCUGCAAAUAACAUGCGCAGUAGGAGAAUUUGUUCUUUGCAUUUCAUUUCUGCACAGCCUAUAACGGGGGGCUUUCUUUCUCUGCAAACUAGCAAACUGCUUGACUUUCAGCCAGUAAAAGACUGAUGCAGUGAGCCUGGAGGACACAAUUGUGUCUUAAAUUUGAUUCCACAGCAUAUCUUAGAUUACAGCAAGCUCUUCUUAUUCGUUAUCACCAGAUAUCCACGUUUAUGGGGAUCAACGAUACCAUAUAAAUGGAAUUUUGCACUUCGCAACUGCUUCACAUGACACCUUGUUAUCAGGUCUAAAGUAAUUGAUGUUUGUCUAGGAUUCAGCUGCAUCACUUCUUCACCCUGAUAAAGUCCAGUAGAAAAUAAAACAUGCACAUUCCACUCACUAAAUUGAUCUAUUGAACAUGCAUCACAGAAGGUGCAAAGUAUAACUAAAUAUGAUGGAUUGCCUUAUCCCACAUAAAGUUCUCUUUUAUGAUUAUCUUCCAAAGCCCUUCUCCAGCUGCCCCCUGCCCCCACCAUCAGAAGUUAGGCAGGUGGCUCUUGGAGAAUGGCCAUUCCACUUUUUGGAAUGUCCUUGCCAGGAAAGCUUAGCAGGCAUCAACUCUUUGUUUAUUUUCCUAGACCUUUUAAAACCACCUUCAGAGCAGCAAUGCUGAAGGGCAGGAUAAAAAUAACAAAUCUCCUUUUUGCUUGUUUUUUGUUGAGCUGCUCUGUUACGCCGCUUUAAGUGUUUGCAAGCAAUGCUGUUUUAAGAACUGGAUAUGUGUUGACUACUAAUUUGCCCUGGUCCCCUUCCUUGUGAUUUUCCAGUUCUGUUGCAAGAUCUGAUACCAGUUACCACUUGACAACUCCUGUUGUGGAGAGUUUCCUCCCAUCAGAUGUCCUGUUGGAGGUUUGAGACUGGUGAAGAAUCUCUAUGGGUAACAUACAGACAAGUUCAUGGUAACCAGUGUUAGGUGUUGCAACAGAAAGGCAGAAAAAUCACUUUGAGGAAGACCUUGGCAUGGAAUGGUAAUGUGUAGACUGGCCCUGCUGUUUCACACUGGCAGUGGGUCUUCUUUAAAAAAAAUAGAAUAGAAAGCCCUGAUGAUUGAAAUUAUGGAAUGGAACUCUCCAUUCUAAAAACUUCAUUUCUUGAAAACAAAAACCCAUCUUAUUUAAUUUUUUUUCCCCACCCCUAUUUUGUCCACAGAUAAUAUCUUUGCAGCAAAAUCUUGGGCCAAACGGAAGUUUGCAUUUGAAGAGAGCAAAAUUGACAAAACAUUUGGCAUUCCUGAAGACUUUGACUACAUCAAUUAGAAAGGUUUAGUAAGAAUGGCAAGUAAUUUAAUAUUGUUCAAGAGAUUUUGUUUUCAUUCCGAAGUUUCUUUUUCUUUUACCAUUAUUUGUAUUUUGGUUAAUAAAAUCUGAAAAUAUAUUGAAAAUAUAUUUUUGCUUUCACUCUGUGACCCAGUAAUUUUAUCUCAUAGAAUCAUAGAAUUGCAGACUUGGAAGGGACCCCAAGGGUCAACUAGUCCAACCUCCUGCAAUGCAAAAUGAGAGCUAAUUAUAAUCUAUUAUUAAGGUAGAUGCUAUAAUGUCCAUUUUGCUAGUUGCAUUAUGUCAGAAAGUGUUGCGGCCUAGGCCAAAAACGUGGGUGAGAGAAACUGGAAACCGUGUUUUAUGCUGGAAAAUAAAUAAGGCGGUGAAAUAAAUUACAUCUGUAAUUAAAAGUUUUGGGGGAAGAUAUGAAAGAACAGCUAUAUUCAUUUCAUGCAGUGCACUAGAUAUGCGCAAAGAAUAGGCAAUGCAGUUACCGUAUUUUUUGUCCCAUAGGACGCUCCAUCCCAUAGGACGCACCUAGUUUUUUGGGGGGGAAAUAAAGAAAAUCCCCCCCUUUAUUUCCCCCCAAAACCAGGUCGGGGAAACCGAACCAGGUCGAGGAACAGCGGGAUGGCGGCGCUGCGCCUCCUUGCUGUCCCCCGAGCUUGUGGGGCUGGCCGAUGUCUGUCCGGCGGGCAGGGCGCUCUGCUUCAGUGCGCCCGGCGCUCCAGGAAGCAGGCUGGAGUAAUCUCUUGAUGGUUUAGUCAGAUUUCCUAAGCUAUGGUCUAGGAUCACUGAGCAAUUUUGAAAAACCAGGUAGACCCAAAUAAAAGGCAUAAUGGGGCUGUACAUGAUCCUGAAGAGAUUGUUAAAAUUUGGGGUGGGGGAACCAGACCCCCCAUAAUCUCUACAUUCAGUGACGGGUUAGAAUUUGAGCAAAUUCAUGAAUUCAGCUGUGUUGUUGAAGAAACGAAAGACUUAAAAAGGCCUUUGAUAAAGGUAAGUCAUCAGGAAAACAUCAGACUCUGCCCAUUUUGCUAAGGGCUUGAGAAACAGCUUGCCAGGGUGACUGAGUGGGGGACGAUGCUGGAAGCAGAAGGGGAGUUGUUGUUUUCUCCCAAGUGCUGUUGGGAAGAAGGAGGAGGAAGUGGGGAGAAAUCCAUGGGGGCUGAAGGGCAUGAGCCAUCCUGGUUGGCUGAAGCAGGUUGUUACAGAGAGACAUGGGGAUGAUGCUUAGGAUGCCUCUGAAUCCAAGACUGCACAGCUGGGAAGGACAAGCCCCUUUAGAUGUGAAUGCUGUGAACUCUCUCUCCAUAAACCUCAGGUGUAUAUAUGUGUGAAUAAACCACACCUCCUAAAGACACUGCAGAAACUGCUGUGCCUCAUUUUCCCAAAGGAAACCCAAACCCUGAUUGAGUGCUAAGACCACUUGGCAGAGAUUGGGGUGGCCAGUAACAAUAUUUUCCUGGGAUAAGCAGAAGAGGCAGCAGAUUAGUAAAAUGUAGCAAUCACAAUUCGCUGACAAUAGUGCGAAAUAACACAAGUGCUGGAAAUUAUCCUCACACCCACCAUGACUUCAGUUUCAGUCAUUGUAAUAUUGUGUUACUCGUUGAUGACCUUUCUACAAGACUUGAAAUAAACAGUUGCUACACAGCUGUGGCAUCUUCCUCAAGUUCCUGCUUCUCAUUCGUUCAUUCAUUCACAAUCCCACGGCAAACAGCACCACCUGCACUGACGUCACCUGGCAGCUGCCUUUACCUGCACCUCAUCUGGGUCAGCCCCCCUGCAUUUCUCCCAUUGAUGAUACUUUGCUGCCAAAGCUGGCUGGGUUUCACAUGCUAGAUCUGUGGAAAGUGGUUCUGGUUGGACGUGUGCAUACACAGCUCCCAGGCAUCCACCUGUGGACAGAGUGCUGAUGUGUACGCACAUUUCCCAGUAUUGCCCCCUCUUUGCAGCCCUAGUAUAUGAACCCAGUGGACUUUAUGGUGGCAACAACAGGGCAAAAUGUAGAGCGGACUGAAUGAAUGGGGGAAGUCUACCACCACAAGGCAGUCAGCCAUCAGGGAUCUCUCUCGUUAAAAAAAAAUACAGUAUUUUUUCUUAAUACAUCUAUCUUUGCAUGCCAACGUUUUAGCUAUUAUUGAGAAAAUGGCAUCUAAUCCUGAAAACCCUCAACAAGUCUCAUCUCUCCCAUUGACCAUCUGCUGUGGCCUUGGACCAAUCAAAUGUCUUUCAGCUCUAAUCACCCAACUGUAACUUGUCUGGCUCUGUUAUUGUGAAAAAUAAACAGUUCAGAUUCUUGAUUUGCAGUGUGCUUUGUGAAAUGAUAAGUACUAGUAAUAUAUGUGCUUCCUUAAGAGCAAGGAGAUGAAAGACAUCCAAAACAUAAACAAAACAUAGUACAAUAUUAACUCCACUGAAACCUUAAUAAUGCAGUAAUUCAAAAUAUGCGUUCUGACC
Podarcis lilfordi (Lilford's wall lizard) is the source of this 39795-nucleotide messenger RNA. NCBI's taxonomy places the organism in Eukaryota, Metazoa, Chordata, Lepidosauria, Squamata, Lacertidae. The record is from the annotation of a GenBank genome assembly.